UCUCUUCAUUCCAUGCAUCCUUGACCCCCUCUUCUCGUUUGCCUCAUCAAAGACCGCGCCAAAUCUCUUGCAUCCUUCCAUCAGAUACUCGUAAACCGCUUUUCCCCCCUUCACAGACUAACAGUAACUUCGCACACGGACAAUUUCCCUAAUACUAUACGAAUAAGUGGCACACACAGAAGAAAAAAAAAAUGUCUACCCCGUCGCGCCGCAGGCUCAUGAAGGAUUUCAAACGCCUCCAGAGUGACCCUCCAGGCGGUAUCUCUGGUGCACCUUGUUCUGAUAACAUCAUGCUCUGGAAUGCAGUUAUCUUUGGACCUGGAGAGACACCGUUCGAAGACGGAACAUUCAAGCUUCUGCUGCAGUUCGACGAGACCUACCCGAACAAACCUCCGACCGUGAAGUUUGUCUCGCGGAUGUUCCAUCCGAACGUCUAUGCGAACGGAGAGCUGUGCCUGGACAUUCUCCAGAACCGGUGGUCGCCCACGUAUGACGUUGCGGCCAUUUUGACGAGCAUCCAGUCUUUGCUGCAUGACCCCAAUCCGAAUUCGCCCGCCAACGCCGAGGCCGCAAAUCUGUACAGGGAGAAUAAGAAGGAAUACACGAGGCGGGUACGCGAGAUCGUCGAGGCUUCUUGGGAGUCGUGAGAGAGUCACUUGGGCUUUAGGAUCGAUCCUUGGGUUUCUACGAUUCUAGGCUUCAAGGAUUUUGAGCAAAAUAAAAAAUAAAUAAAAAUAAAGCCGAACAAGUACGAGG
This is a messenger RNA of Gamsiella multidivaricata, 756 nucleotides long. Its product is annotated as ubiquitin-conjugating enzyme E2 2. The transcript is spliced from 2 exons. NCBI's taxonomy places the organism in Eukaryota, Fungi, Mortierellomycota, Mortierellomycetes, Mortierellales, Mortierellaceae. The coding region runs from base 192 to 647 and encodes 151 amino acids. Gene Ontology annotation, biological process: DNA repair; protein polyubiquitination; proteasome-mediated ubiquitin-dependent protein catabolic process. Gene Ontology annotation, molecular function: ubiquitin conjugating enzyme activity. Gene Ontology annotation, cellular component: HULC complex. The record is from RefSeq and is a predicted model, not a curated record.